Glycine soja is the source of this 850-nucleotide messenger RNA. RefSeq names its product germin-like protein 9-3. The transcript has a single exon. Bases 1 to 624 code for a protein of 207 amino acids. Gene Ontology annotation, molecular function: manganese ion binding. Gene Ontology annotation, cellular component: cell wall. The record is from RefSeq and is a predicted model, not a curated record. NCBI's taxonomy places the organism in Eukaryota, Viridiplantae, Streptophyta, Magnoliopsida, Fabales, Fabaceae.
AUGUCUCCCCCCAUCUUUAAAGUACUCACAUUGAUCAUAUCUGUUUUUGCCAUCAUGCAAAUAUCAACAGCUGGUGACCCAGAUAUUCUUACUGACUUCAUAGUCCCCCCCAACACCAUACCUGAUGGCAACUUCUUCACCUUCACUGGCUUCCGUGUCAUUUUUUCACCCAACAACACUGUCUCAGAUUUCAAAGUGUUGAAGGCAACCAAGGUAGAAUUUCCAGCCCUUGAUGGACAAAGUGUCUCAUAUGCAAUCCUUGAGUUCCCAGGUGGCAGCAUCAACCCACCACACACACACCCUCGUUCUGCAGAGUUACUCUUCACCGUUGAGGGUUCCCUUCAAGUGGGGUUUGUGGACACAACCAACAAGCUCUUCACUCAAACACUACAAACCGGAGACCUCUUUGUGUUUCCAAAGGGUCUCGUGCACUUCCAACACAAUGCGGAUCCUCAGAAGCCAGCACUCGCUAUAUCUGCCUUUGGAAGUGCCAGUGCUGGGACUGUGUCAAUUCCUAGCACUCUCUUUAACACCACCAUUGAUGACAAUGUAUUGGCUCUGGCCUUCAAGACUGAUGUUGCCACCAUUCAAACUCUGAAGAAAGGCUUUGCUCCUAAAGCAUGAUGAUAAUGGAUAAUGGAUAUUGCCACUAAUUGCCGCCUUUAGGUUCCAUAUUGUAUCACUUUGUUUGCUUUGUUACACAGGCUUCCAAUUACCCCUGCUAGUGUUAUGCUGUUCAACAAUAAGUAGUUCUACAAAAGGGCAUAAGAUGCGAAAUGCUUGAUCUAAUUGUUGUAAUUGUUAUCAAUUGAAAUACAAUAAAUAACUUUCUGGUAUUACCAAUUUCAAA